UGUCAACAUAAUUUGUUUAAGAGAUAUAACAAACUGCUAAAGCAAUUCGGACUCUUCCAAGUGCCGCCCAGGUUGUUAAGAACGAUAAAAUCAAAAAGUGUGCAACACGUUAACUUGCAACAAGGUGAUAAAACAGUAAAUAUUGAGGGAGCCGUGACAUCUACCAUAGGAGACUCAGUCAUGAUCGAUCAAGAAGCUCAAUCCCACGAAUCCGCUCCCGACGGCGAUCUUCAAGUUUCAACGACAGUACAAAAAGAUGCAUCACAAUUGCCCGAAAAACGGAAGACUAUCGAGACAGACAAAUUAGUUGAUGCAAAGAAAGUCAAAUUAGAGACCAAAUCUCCCAAAAAUAAAAAACCGAACUUGACCGAUGAAAAAUAUGACGAGACGUCCUAUUAUUUUGAAAACGGCCUUCGAAAGGUUUAUCCCUAUUUUUUUACGUUCACGACAUUUACAAAGGGUCGUUGGGUUGGCGAGAAAAUCCUAGACGUGUUUGCCCGUGAGUUCCGCGCGCAUCCUGCAGAAGAGUAUCAGCGCAGUAUAGAGACUGGAAAACUAACCGUCAAUUAUGAGAAAGUGCCUUCAGACUAUAGACUCAAGCACAAUGAUCUCCUAUCAAAUGUCGUUCAUAGGCAUGAAGUCCCUGUAAGUCUACAGUCUAUUGCCAUAGUACACAUGGAUGAAGACAUUGUGGUUGUUAACAAGCCGGCUUCAAUACCAGUACAUCCGUGUGGUCGGUAUAGACAUAAUACUGUGGUGUUCAUACUGGCCAAGUCGCACAACCUUAAGAACCUAAGAACUAUACACCGAUUAGAUCGUCUUACAUCUGGCCUACUUAUCUUUGGGCGCACCUCAACAAAAGCUCGUGAAUUGGAACAACAAAUACGAAAUAGACAAGUACAAAAGGAAUAUGUUUGUCGCGUUGAGGGUCGUUUUCCCGAUGGAAUUAUUGAAUGCAAUGAACCUAUUCAAGUUGUCAGCUACAAAAUUGGAGUUUGUAGGGUAUCGCCAAACGGCAAAGACUGCAAGACAACGUUCCAAAGAAUUUCUGAAGUUGGAGACUGCAGCAUUGUUCUGUGUAAACCACUCACCGGACGCAUGCACCAAAUAAGAGUACACCUACAAUAUCUAGGUUAUCCUAUUGUAAAUGAUCCGUUGUACAACCACGAAGUGUUUGGUCCCCUGAAAGGGCGAGGAGGCGACAUCGGAGGAAAAAGUGACGAUCAGCUAAUUAAUAAUCUAAUCAAAAUUCAUAAUGCCGAAAAUUGGUUGGGAAUGGAAGAAGGCGGAAUUUUGCCAAUAGCAAAUCCAAUCAAAUGUGAAGUUAAAAAUUCUAGAGAAAAUGAGAGUUUAACGGAGAUAGAAGCCCAGCAGACAAAAUUAAAAUCAACGGUUGACUCAAUUACAGAUGUUGGUCAUGAAGAGCCAAUAGACCCGUUUGAUCCAACUAAAACAACAUUUGAUCCAUUCUGUCAUGAAUGCAAAGUUAACUAUAGAGAUCCCAAUGCCAAAGAUCUGAUCAUGUACCUGCACGCUUGGAAAUAUAAGGGUGUCGACUGGGACUACAAAACAGAGCUGCCGAAUUGGGCUUGUAAAGAGCUGAUUGAUUAUGAUACACUGUAGAACAAAAGUUGCCAUGGCCUAUCUCGCCGGAAAAAGGAAAUUCUCUUCUGCUGAGUUGAUGACCCUACACUUACAGAAGAAACAAGCUGUAAGCAAGAAAACGUUCGGAUUCGUACCUGUUUUCUAGGCUAUAUAGCCGACCCCUGUAUGCACCAAAUACUACCUGCAUUUUAAAAACAAUAAAAUGUAUAAUUUUGUAUGUGGUGUCCCACAAUGGA
Drosophila guanche is the source of this 1841-nucleotide messenger RNA. It is a transcript of the gene RluA-2, whose product is annotated as RNA pseudouridylate synthase domain-containing protein 2. Gene Ontology annotation, molecular function: RNA binding; pseudouridine synthase activity. Gene Ontology annotation, biological process: pseudouridine synthesis. NCBI's taxonomy places the organism in Eukaryota, Metazoa, Arthropoda, Insecta, Diptera, Drosophilidae. The record is from RefSeq and is a predicted model, not a curated record. The transcript is spliced from 9 exons. The coding region runs from base 181 to 1623 and encodes 480 amino acids.